CUUCCCGCUGCAGCGUCACGUGACUCCCUCUCGGGUGACGGGGCUAAGGGUCGGCAGAGCCCGCUUCCCUCCUGCCGCCGCACCAUCGAGCCUGAGGAGGUCUGUUUCAGAGCGGCCCGGGGUGGGCGACGCUCCGGCGCCCGAUUUCCGGCACCUCUAAGACUCUCGCGCCCGACCGGUGGUUCCGGGGCGGAAGUGGCGCGCGCGUCCCGCCUUCGACCGUUCAAGAUGGCGGCGAGGCCGAAGAGGCGAGGAGCCGGGGGUACAGCGUAGAAACCGCUGCCCCGCAACGAGGCAGAGGAGCUCGGCUCCCGCCCUUCAGAGGGGUGUCUUUUUUUUUUUUUUUCCCCUGUUUUAAAGAAACAAUAAAAAAAAAUUGGUCAAAAUGGGGCGGAGAUCAACCUCCUCCACCAAGAGUGGGAAGUUCAUGAACCCUACAGACCAAGCUCGAAAGGAGGCCCGGAAGAGGGAGCUGAAGAAGAACAAGAAGCAGCGGAUGAUGGUACGAGCAGCUGCUAAGAUGAAAGAUCCCAAACAGAUUAUUCGGGACAUGGAAAAAUUGGAUGAGAUGGAGUUUAACCCAGUACAGCAGCCACAACUUAAUGAGAAGGUGCUGAAGGACAAGCGUAAGAAGCUGCGUGAGACCUUUGAGCGAAUUCUGCGGCUCUACGAAAAGGAGAAUCCUGACAUCUACAAAGAACUGCGCAAGCUGGAAGUGGAGUAUGAGCAGAAGAGAUCACAGCUCAGCCAAUACUUCGAUGCUGUCAAGAAUGCACAACAUGUUGAGGUGGAGAGUAUACCCCUGCCAGACAUGCCUCAUGCCCCCUCCAACAUCCUUAUACAGGACAUCCCCCUACCUGGGGCUCAACCACCUUCUAUCCUCAAGAAAACAUCAGCCUAUGGCCCUCCAGUCCGGCCCAUUUCUGUACUUCCACCUCCUGGACUUGGUGUUCCACGGUUACCCCCAGGUCGGAAGCCCCCUGGACCUCCUCCAGGGCCUCCCCCACCCCAAGUCCUACAGAUGUAUGGCCGUAAAGUGGGCUUCACUUUAGAGAUGGCCCCUUGGAGGCGAGAGGAAGAGAUUUCUUACAGUCCUGACAUAGGUCAGCGAGGGCACGAUGAUGAUGCCUCCAGUACCAGUGAAGAUGAAGGGUAUCCUGAGGACAUGGAUCAAGACAGGCAUGAUGACAGUAGUGAUGACAGUGAUAGUGACAGAUCAGAUGCAGACAGCGAAGGUGAUGAAUUCCUGCAUCGUGACAAUGAAAAUGAAAGGGAGGGUGAAGACAAGAAAUCAGGGCUUAGUGUGCGGUUUGCUGACAUGCUGGGAAGCACGAAAAAGAAAAAGAACAUGAAGGAACUGACUCCACUUCAGGCUAUGAUGUUGCGAAUGGCAGGUCAGGAAAUCCCUGAGGAAGGGCGAGAAGUGGAGGAAUAUUCGGAAGAGGAGGAAGAGGAGGAUGAGGAUGAUUCUGAAUCUGAAGAGACACCACAGCAGCAACGGAAGGAGGAGUCUCGUACAGAGACUGGGUCAUCAUCUACUACACCCUCUCAGCCACAGCAACAGCAGCAACCACCACCACAGCCUGUUCCUCCAACUCAGAUACAGGCACCGCCCAUGACUGGGCCUCCCCCUCUGGGACCACCUCCUGCCCCUCCCCUGAGGCCUCCAGGACCACCUACUGGUCUUCCUCCUGGUCCUCCACCAGGGGCUCCUCCAUUCCUGAGACCUCCAGGAUUGCCAGGUCUUCGUGGGCCUCUUCCACGACUCUUACCACCAGGGCCUCCUCCUGGUCGGCCCCCUGGUCCACCACCAGGCCCACCUCCAGGACUGCCACCUGGCCCACCCCCACGUGGACCCCCACCUCGUUUGCCACCUCCAGCACCACCAGGUAUCCCUCCCUCCUCGUCCAGGCAUGUUGCGUCACCUCUGGUGCCUCCACCAGGACUUUUCCCGCCGGCUCCCAUUCCAAACCCAGGAGUGCUGAGUGCCCCACCCAGUCUGAUCCAGCGCCCCAAGGCGGAUGACACCAGUGGAGCUACCAUUGAGAAGAAAGCCACAGCCACAAUCAGUGCCAAGCCGCAAAUUACCAACCCCAAAGCAGAGAUCACCCGCUUUGUGCCCACUGCCCUGCGAGUGCGCCGUGAGAAUAAGGGGGCUUCUGCUGUCUCCCAGAGAAAACACGAUGAUGAGCCUGCUCUCCAAUUAACCAAAUACCCUAAGGUUGGCUCCUCUGCCCCUGUCUCUGUGCAGACUAAGGAUGAUGUGUAUGAAGCCUUCAUGAAGGAAAUGGAGGGGCUACUGUGACGUAUCCUCAUCCCAGUCAACCGUCCUACCUGCUGAGCUCAAAUCAGACUACUGUAUGGUGGGGAGGUGUAUUUCCUGUAAUAGACCCAGUCACUGAAGGAGACCAUCCCCCUGCCCCAUCUUCAGUGUGUGUGGGGAGGGGGGUUGGGUGAUGGAAUAUUCCACCUACCCACAGGUUAACUUAUCAACAGGCUCUGAAUAGAGACCAUUGCAGUCAGGUUCUGGUGGGGGCCUUCCUUUCAGAGCCAGAAUUGCCACUUCUGUCCUCUUUGCGGGAGGAGACUAAAAUCUAGAAAUGACACUAUGAUGGAACCUUUCUUGGGUCUUUCUUCUAUUUUGCGGGACACUGGUACUGAAAGAGGAAUGUGUCUGGCACUCCCACUGGAACCUUUUCACCCUCUGAAUGCUUUGGGUAGGGUGCUAGAAUAAACUCCUGAGGUACUGGAAAUACGUUGGCAACAUUUCAUACACACACCUGGUCAUUAAGUUUUUAUGUUCCAUUUUGGUUGUCUUUUGUAAAUAUUUUGUAAUACUGUGUUUUUAGUUGCAGUGAGAUGAUUGAUCACUUCCUGCCAGGGGGUUAUCAAAAAGGUAUUUUGCUGCAUAUACUUUAUGGGAGUUUUACACCCUGUCCCCUCCAGAGUCAACUUGUUGGCUUCCUGCUUACAGGGAAGACUUCAGUGUGUCUCAUGAAACAAUAAAUGUUUGAUGUACUAAAA
This is a messenger RNA of Dermochelys coriacea (leatherback sea turtle), 3024 nucleotides long. RefSeq names its product WW domain binding protein 11 (gene WBP11). The record is from RefSeq and is a predicted model, not a curated record. NCBI's taxonomy places the organism in Eukaryota, Metazoa, Chordata, Testudines, Dermochelyidae. Gene Ontology annotation, cellular component: spliceosomal complex. Gene Ontology annotation, biological process: mRNA cis splicing, via spliceosome.